Messenger RNA from Alternaria novae-zelandiae, 2355 nucleotides. RefSeq lists its product as uncharacterized. The record is from RefSeq and is a predicted model, not a curated record. NCBI's taxonomy places the organism in Eukaryota, Fungi, Ascomycota, Dothideomycetes, Pleosporales, Pleosporaceae. The transcript is spliced from 10 exons. Bases 1 to 2355 code for a protein of 784 amino acids.
AUGGGUUCAGCUGCAACAAAACAAACUCUCCCUACGAUCAACGAGCCCGAGCCGCAACUCUACGUCGUAAAGCUGAAUGAACAGUUUCUCGGUUUCACGAACUGCAAAACCCUCGCCCGCACAACGCGAAAACUACAGCGCUGGGGCUGGUGGAGUGAUCCUUGUGAUUUCAACAUUGAAGAAGUCAAGAACCGGGAAAAAAUAUACGGGCGCGUGAUAGACAUCCGUGGGCCUCGUAUAGAUCUUGAUGAAGUGUAUGGGCCUGAGGCCUUCAGGACGGAGAGGAAUUUGGUCGAUGAGUAUAGGAGGGAAGAUGCGUGGGCGACUGAGUACUUGAACAGUCAUCACUUCAGACUGAUCAUGUCCGCGAAAACAACAACAGAGCUCAAGCCACUCAUGGUGAAACUCUACACGAUAACCUAUCCUAUCAAGUUCCCCGCAAAAGGAGAGAUUGCCGACGAAAGCACGGCGAUUGGCUACACGAUUUCUUUUGAACUAUGGGAUUUAAUUAGGCGGAUGAUCUGGUUUGCCCACCCCCGACCACGAGGAUGGAAAGUUGCGGAUAUGGUCAAGGUCACUGAGGAGGAUGUUGACAAAAUAUACAAACUCAAAGAUGGCGGGGCCGUAAAACCUCCCGAUGGAUGGGAGGAAGAAUUGGGAGAGGAGGUUUGGAUCACUGCCAAUUUAAUGGCGAGAGUGGACGCCGCCAAAGUAUACUUCAUAGGAUACGAAAAGAUACCCGACACGGAUCUCGAGGACCCUUACGAGUUCGGCUACACAGCCAAGAAAUACAUUCUUGACAAGAUUAAACUCGUCUUCGGACCGCUUGAUACUACUUUAGAGCCAGACGAGCCAGGGUUCUCGGAUAAAUGGAUAUAUGGCAUUAUUCUAGCAGAGAAUGAGGAUGAAAUCCAGAAAUGGCAAGACGAUGACGGAGGAUGCGUAUAUCCAUUCAAGGACAGUGAUGGCAAGGUUGACAGCCAAGGGUGGAUUACAAAACGCUUGUAUCAUACUCUUACAAAGGAAGGCAUCAACCCCAACGAGAAGACGGGAGUCGGCCUCACAAAUCACAAACCCCUGGGAGAAGUCGUUGCCAAAUCCGCCAAAGCCGCUCAACAUCCGGGUGUUGCAGGAUGGAAAGUUGAAGUUCUAUUCAUCUCGAACCACGCGGCUAAGAAAAGAAACAAACGCAAACUAAAAGACGGAAGUCUCGUAAAUAUUGUUCGUGGGAAGUGGGGGUCUGAUGGUAAUGGUCGGUGGGCUACUGCUGGGUUGAUGGCACAACUUGAUAACCUCAAACUUUACGAGGUUGGAUACUGUAACAAACUCAUUCCAGGCUUGCGAAACGAUUUCACCACCAGCUACACGAGUAGUGACUCCAUCGCCGAGGGUAUUGAGUUCAUCUUGAAGUCGCCGCGGUCACCGUAUUCGCUGUUCGGUAAAUGCGAUGCGAUAGUCUUUGGGAACGAGAAAGAACUCACGAAAUACCAAAAGAGUGACGGAGGAUGCAUGCGUCUCUUGACAAAAGACCAGGAUGGAAAGGUUGUUGACGAUGGAUGGACUACGAAUGGCUCACCCAAGAACACUGCUCGCUAUAUUUACAACAUCGAGCUCUCCAUUCUCUUCACCCACUCAUCAACAAUGUCUUUGUACUACAAGAUACUCUACUUCUUAGACAAUGAUGAAGUCACCUCGGCAGUAGGCUAUACAGAUUCCUUCUAUCUUCAUGACCGCAUCGAUGAUUUGGCAGAGAGAGGAGUCUGCAAAGGAUGGAAAGUCGAUAUGGAAAAUCCUAUUCCAAAAGAUCAGAUUAGGGACUGCAAAGAGCUUGACGGUGGAUUUGUAAAUAUCGAUAAAAGAUGGGGUUUGAUCAAGAAGCGACGGGCUACUGCUGGAUUGAUGGCAAGAUUGAACGAACUUUGGAUAUCGAUCGAAAUGCAUAAUGUCUACAGAAUCACCUACCGUGACGCCUCUGGAGACGACAAGAUCGCCUACACGAAUAGCGACCAACUGAUAAACACAUUCAAACUUAUCGUGGAAUACCUGCCUGAAAGGCUAUGGGCAUGUAUGCUAAUUCCUGUCGACAACGAGGAUCAACUCAAGAGACUUCAAUAUGGCAACGGCCGUGGAUGCGGACGCCAUAUCCGGGAUGUUGGGAGCCGUUUCAAUACUGUGGAGGACACCAAAAGCGCAGUGCUCCAAAAUGAUGACGAUGACGACGAAGACGAGAACAUAGAGGGUGGAGACGAUGGAUGGUGCACUACAGAAUUGCUUCCUUUAUAUGAUCCGCUCGGGCGUGAAGCGAUCGAGCGCUGGACAAGCGACAAGGCAAACUAUCCAAAGCCUGCGAAGUAA